Nicotiana attenuata is the source of this 997-nucleotide messenger RNA. RefSeq names its product small nuclear ribonucleoprotein SmD3b-like. Gene Ontology annotation, molecular function: RNA binding. The coding region runs from base 193 to 591 and encodes 132 amino acids. Gene Ontology annotation, cellular component: catalytic step 2 spliceosome; U2 snRNP; commitment complex. The record is from RefSeq and is a predicted model, not a curated record. Gene Ontology annotation, biological process: spliceosomal snRNP assembly; RNA processing. Lineage: Eukaryota; Viridiplantae; Streptophyta; Magnoliopsida; Solanales; Solanaceae. The transcript has 5 exons.
CCCGUUUAGAUAAAACUUGAUCCAUCGGCAGAGGACCCGGAAGACUUUGCCCUAAGUUGUAUCAGGUUCGCGGUAGUUGGGUUUGUUUGAUUUCCUCAGUGUGCGUCACGGUCGUCUUGGGUUCUACAAACUACAAGCUAGCCAACAGCAUUACGUGUCUGGCAGACUAAGGAGAAAGAGUGAGAGAGAAAGAUGAGUCGAAGCUUAGGCAUACCGGUGAAGCUUCUACAUGAGGCGACGGGUCAUAUAGUGACUGUAGAGAUGAAGAGCGGUGAGGUUUACAGAGGAAGUAUGGUGGAGUGCGAGGACAACUGGAAUUGCCAGCUCGAAAGCAUCACUUACACUGCUAAAGAUGGACGUGUGUCACAACUGGAGCAUGUUUUUAUUAGAGGCAGUAAAGUCAGGUUCAUGAUAAUCCCUGAUAUGCUUAAAAAUGCCCCCAUGUUCAAGCGCCUAGAAGCUAGAAUUAAGGGCAAAGGUACAUCACUUGGUGUUGGACGGGGACGUGCUAUUGCAAUGCGAGCUAAAGCUCAGGCUGCAGGUCGUGGAGCAGCACCUGGUCGGGGUGUUGUGCCCCCUGUAAGAAGAUGAUUGCCCCAUGUUGGAUUUCAUUCGAUCAGGUCUUGAGUUCUUAAAUUCAUUGUAUUGGCAGUAUUAGUGACUUCCGCUCCUGCUCCCUUGUAAUCUAAGAAGUAAGAACCAUUCGACGUAGAAUUUUAACUCUGUGGUCUAGAUAUGUCUUGCCCUAGAGAGAGCUGGAAAGUUGAGUGAUCCUCAGAUGGCGGUUAUAAUAUAGAUCGGUCCAUUUCUCAUCGUUCAGUGAUCCAUGAGUGUUUUGUUGUACCUCUGUUUAGUGCUGGAUUAUGAUCUUUUGUAGUGUUUUAAAAGCAAAUAGUCCCUUUUGGAUAGAUGGUAAUAUCUUCCAGUUCUUAGCUUAAUGGGGUUUGUCAGUAUAUCCUCUACAAUCUCUUGCAUUCAAGAAUCUCUUCUUAAAUCC